Molecule: messenger RNA, 2335 nt
Organism: Haliotis rufescens (red abalone)
Lineage: Eukaryota; Metazoa; Mollusca; Gastropoda; Lepetellida; Haliotidae
Exons: 11
Coding region: 270-2252 (660 amino acids)
Source: RefSeq, a predicted model, not a curated record
CAGAAUGACAGCUUGAAGUGUAUGGGGGGACUGAAACUUCUUUAGUGGAACAACAAGUAACAAUUCGACCUUGAACCUUGAAGUCAAGUUACAGUUUAUGACACCGCUUUUAACCAGCUCGGACUCACCAAUCAACUCUUCAUGAAUAUGAUGUUUCGUUAAUUUGGAAUAUCAAGGAUUUCAUAUACGCCGAGAUUUCCUGCGCCAGAUUACAGGCCAAGCUAUGGGCGAUACAAUCUCCGGUCAAUAAUACACGUGAUUGGGUAAUUAUGCCGUGUAGAUUGAAGAUGUUAUCUUAUCCCAUGGUCAAGCGAAUGGACAUCGGCGUUGUGGUCAUUUUGACCAGUCUUCUGUCAUCUUCAAUCACUCACGGACAAUCAGGAUACGUGACAUUUGAGGGGGACAUCACCAUUGACGACCCCUUGACCUUCUACAGGCGAGGUGACAACGUGUCCUUCACCUUUAACGCCACCAUUAAUAUCACAGAUGUCAUAGGCAGUGUGAACAUUACUAUCAGAUCACCAACACUCAAGUUCUCCAACUCUACACCCUCUGUUCAAUGGACCCUAAACGGCCUUGAACUUGAUUCUGACACUGGGUCAAAGCCUCUUAUUGAUUCCACCUCAAACACGGUUGUCGAUGAAGCUGCGGACGUCGAUGGCAUGUACCACAUCUUUCUUCUCAAUGUCAAGGCCAACAAAUGGGUCUUCAAUGGGACAUGCGCAAUGACAGUUAACGAUGACGUUGGUCCUGGUCGUCGUGUUCAGACGUUCCUGGACGUCGCGACCCCGAUCCUGGAAGGGAACGCUACAUCACUAGCGACCAUAUACUCCAACUACCGUUACACACCACCUUUACACGCGAAACUCAAUCCCCCUCCGUCAAACAUUAUUGGUAUACGGGAGACACUCGAAGGAAACGUGUCCUUGACCUUGACCGAGGAUAACGUUGAACCUCUGGUCGAAAUCAUCACCGUGUACGAAAAUACAUCAAGGGAGGUAAUGCUUACCAUCACGGCCAUGGAUGUGAAUGGUACUUACGGAUUUAAUGACGACGUCACUGACGUAAUCACACAUGUGAAACCGAGGCUCAAGUCAACGCUGAGCUCAUAUCAACGUGAUAUAGGGUCAGUUCAGUUACCUCUGUUGAUUAGCAAUGGGUCUGCUGGUUCCGGGGUUGCUGUAAAAUUCGUGCUUCGACUGGAGGACUAUGCCAAUAUGUCGGACGGGGACGUGUUGACCGUCGGCGCUGGGGUCAAGUUCGGGAACAGCAUGAUAAUGAUGUCAAAGAUGAACCUGACCGUUAAGGCUCCUGACGCCGACAGCAGACGUCCUGACCUUGACCUUCAUCUUACUACCUCUGCGGCCUGUGCUGGACAAGACACAAACUACGUGGACAUGCAGGUGUCAAUCGCUCAUGGGGAAAAGUCUAACGCAACGGCGUACGACAUUGAGGUCAUCGUCUUCCCUCUGCCGUCCAUGACGUUCCUCUCCGCCCCCGGGAUCGCCCCCAGAGACUACUCAUACCUCGUGACCGACACAGGCCCGUAUCUCCGAAUAACGCUUGGUCGAUUGACGUUCAGCGACCCAGCCUUAAUAGUGCUGAAGAUGAGCGUGCAGAUGAAUGAGAGCAACGUCCGUGACGCCACCCACUACACCGUGCCCGCUCAAAUCACAAACUUCAACGACCGUUGGGACCGCGGUGUCGAUACAGUCGCGCCUUUGGAGUAUUUGAGCGUCAAACUCAACAAGAAAUGCGCUGAGCGUUACACCUGGACGUAUGGCUCUUCGUGCACGUGCGCGUUCGACUCCAACAGGACCGACUGCGGCUGCUGCAUCGAUCACAACUCCGUCAACGUCGUCCAGUGUGGAGAGGUCAACCCUUCUCUGUGUGUUCCUGACGAUCGGCGGUGGCUCUGCUCCAGGUCCACUCGGGGAUUUACCAAUCGGAGCAAGAUUGAUGGUGUUAGUGGGGAGAGCUACGAGUGUGACGCCAGCCAGAAAUACAGCCGCCAACCAAACUCUCAGACAUCUUGCUUCAAGGAGUCCGCUGACGGUUUCAGAGAAAUCCACCCAAUCGUUGGUGUUAUAGUAGGGAAGGACGCGGCAACUAACACCCUGUAUGGAGUUUCCAGUACCGGAACUGCUCACAUUAUCAGCGAGGAUGCUGGGAAAACGUGGUAUACGAUCCGAGAAAGUGUCUUCCUGAGAGCAAGUUCUGCCGCCUCGUAUAUAUCCGCCGCUCUCACCUGAAUACCCUGUGUCAUUAAUCAUAAUUAAACAUUUAUUUUAGAUUCUUACACACGAAGGCCCUGUAAUUGGAUAAAAAUGUCUCG